GUCGCCCUGGGGCCGGGCGGGCAACCGGGAAAUCGCGGCGCUUGGAUGCCUGGAGCCCGCGGCAGAGACCCAGCCCCGAGCCCGCCAUGGGCUGCUGCGGGAGCGCCGCCUCGCAGAGCUCCAAGCGAGAAUGGAAGCCACUGGAGGAUCGCAGCUGCACAGAUAUUCCAUGGCUGCUGCUGUUCAUUCUCUUUUGCAUUGGCAUGGGUCUUAUUUGUGGCUUUUCAAUAGCUACUGGAGCAGCUGCAAGAUUGGUUUCAGGAUAUGACAGUUAUGGAAAUAUCUGUGGACAGAAGAAUAUAAAAGUAGAGGGAAUAGACAACAGUGGCUUAGACCUCUCAGAAAAGAAGUAUGUAUUUUUUUUGGAGCCAUGCAAUGUAGAUCUGGUGCAUCGGAAGAUCAAGUCCAUUGCCCUCUGUGUGUCAGCAUGCCCACAGACCGAACUGAAAACUCUGGCUGAUGUUCAGAAAUUUGCAUAUACUAAUGGGUCUACUUUAUGUAGCUAUGAACUAAAGCCAUCUGAAUACACUACUGAUUCAAGGGCUGAUAAGCUUUGCCCCAAGCUCCCAGUUCCAGAGAGUGCACCUAUUCCAUUCUUCCAUCGCUGUGCUCCUGUGAACAUUUCCUGCUAUGCCAAGUUUGCAGAGGCCCUGAUCACCUUUGUCAGUGACAGUAGUGUCUUGCACAGGCUGAUUAGUGGAGUAAUGACCUGCAGAGAGAUUAUAUUGGGACUUUGCUUGUUAUCACUAGUGCUUUCUAUGAUUAUGAUGGUGAUAAUCAGAUAUAUUUCAAGAGUGCUUGUUUGGAUCUUAACAAUUCUUGUUGUUCUGGGAUCACUUGGUGGCACAGUAGUUUUGUGGUGGCUGUAUGCUAAACAGAGGAAGGCUCCCUCUGACACUCUUACUAUUGAUCAGCUCCAAAUAGCCAAAGACAAUCGCCAGGCCCUCCUGAUCUAUGCCAUUGCAGCUACAGUCUUCACCGUUAUCUUACUGUUGAUAAUGUUAGUUAUGCGCAAACGAGUAGCUCUCACCAUUGCCUUGUUCCAUGUGGCUGGCAAGGUCUUCAUUCACCUGCCACUACUCGUCUUCCAGCCAUUUUGGACGUUUUUUGCCCUCAUACUCUUCUGGAUUUAUUGGAUAACAGUCCUGCUCUUCCUAGGUACUACAGGUAGCCCGGUCCAAAAUGAACAGGGCUUUGUAGAGUUCCGAGUUGCAGGCCCCCUGAAGUACAUGUGGUGGUAUCACGUUGUGGGGUUAGUUUGGAUCAGUGAAUUUAUCCUUGCCUGUCAACAGAUGACUGUAGCAGGAGCUGUUGUGACAUAUUAUUUUACAAGAGAAAAAAGGAAUCUGCCAUUUACACCUAUCCUAGCAUCUGUCAAUCGCUUGAUCUGUUACCACCUAGGAACUGUGGCGAAAGGUUCUUUCAUUAUUACCUUAGUGAAGAUUCCACGGAUGAUACUCAUGUAUAUUCAUACCCAAGUCAAAGGAAAAGAAAAUGCCUGUGCUAGAUGUAUUCUGAAAGCCUGCAUUUGCUGCCUUUGGUGUCUAGAAAAGUGCCUGACUUACUUAAAUCAGAAUGCGUACACAGCCACUGCUAUCAACAGCACCAACUUCUGCACCUCAGCUAAGGACGCCUUUGUGAUACUAGUGGAGAAUGCUUUGAGAGUGGCUGCCAUAAACACAGUGGGAGACUUCAUGCUCUUUCUGGGAAAGGUCCUAAUAGUGUGCAGCACAGGCUUGGCAGGAAUCAUGCUGCUAAACUACCAGCAGGAUUAUACCGUGUGGGUGCUGCCGCUCAUCAUUGUUUGCCUGUUUGCAUUUUUGGUUGCCCACUGCUUCCUGUCCAUUUACGAAAUGGUAGUGGAUGUCCUUUUCUUAUGUUUUGCCAUUGACAACAAGUACAAUGAUGGCAGCCCUGGGAAGGAAUUCUACAUGGAUAAAGUUCUUAUGGAAUUUGUGGAGAACAGCAGAAAAGCAAUGAAAGAAGCUGGCAGGGGAGGGGGACCAGAAGGCAGGGAGCUCAAACCAAUGGCCUCUGGAGCAAGUUCAUCUUGAAACUAGUCAGCCAUUAUGGAAACCAUUGACAUUCCAAAACAAUAUUUAUCUUAUCUAUCUAGCUCUCUCUAUAUAUCUAUAUAUAUUAUUUAAAAAGCAGCCAAAAUCAGAGAAAAGGAACAGGGAUUUAAUACUUUUUUAAUGAUUAUUUUUGUGAAACAUGUACUUUUCAUACGGGUGGCUUUUACAAGCAACUUUUCUCAUUGUUCCAUUUAAAAAUCUAAUCAUUGUGGUUCAUGACAAUGUUAUGAUUGUAAUCUGAUUGAGAUAUUUCAUAAUUUGGAGGAGAAUUCCAUAAUACCUAAAAAAAAUCAUGCAAGAUUGCAGAUUUGGAAUAACGUAAGUGGGUCAACUACUUUCCCCUCACGGUUAUUUUUAAUGAGCAUAACUCUUAAAACUCAAUAGAUAAUGACUGUUCUGGGGGAACAAAUCCUUCAUAGAUUUUUUUGUUUUUAGAACUGGAAUGAAUAAUACAUUAAUCAUCUUGGAUUUUGCUUGCUCUUUUGCAAUGGGAUGCUAAUAAGAUCCAGUAAGUUCAGCAUAUCCAGUUUUCUCUCAUUAACACAUUAGACCAUUUAUAUCUAACACGUUUAAAAAAAACCUAACCAACUCCUCAGGUAUUUAAAUAUUGAGAUGGCCCCUAAAUCUGUGAAGGACAAAUUAAAGGCAUAUGAGGGAGGAUGAGUUUUAUAUGCAACUUUCGUCCUGUGUUGUUUUGUUUUCCCCCUUAAGUUUAAUAUUGUCCUUUGUACACUGUCAUUUCUUUGAACUACGCAAACUCUUUAAGUAAGCAGUUGAAUAAUAGGUAUCUAAAGCUUAGCCUUAGAUAUGUUCCAUCAUCCAUGCCUACAUGGAAGAUGCUAGGAGUACAGAGAGAAACCAUACAACUAUACAAAACAAAUUAAGUACUGUAACUCAUUUGUGCUUUUCUUUACUGUUGACAUUAUUUCUUGAUUAUGCUUUCAUAAUAUGUUUGGUAAGUAGUGGAGUACAGUGGGCAAGAGCAGAUAAACAUCUUUUUAAAAUGUCGCUGCCUUAGUAUCUAACAUAGUUCUUAGGGUAGUCUCUGCACAUUCAUUUUAAUGUAUCUGUGAGUCACAUGAAUACUUCAGAAACUUUGGGAAAGCAAUAUGUUUGUUCUUUCUUACCAUCCCACAACUCUGGAUGAAGAGAGGAUCAGUCUUCUCAGUUACUCCAACAGCAAAAGAUUUUUAUUGAUGGCGCAGCCUGCAUACUAAAAUGUGCCAGCUGCCUACAAAAGUAGGGGGAUGGAGACAUGUGAAGCCAUGUGGAAGGAACUCUUCCUCCUCCUCCUCUUUUUCCCUGUGCUGAAACUGCUUUACCCCAGCAGUUUUUCUCCUAAUCUUAGACCUCAUCGGGAGAAAAGGGCUGGUAGAAAACACACAGGUGGAAGAAUGGUCCGGUGACCUUUACUGCCCACCCAUGCUGCACUUUAAAUCCCCCCACAAUCCCUCCACUUCUUGGGCACAGCCCCCAUUCCAAUACACAGACCAAUUUCCAGUAUAAUGGAAACACAUGGCAAUUUCUCUUGUAUCUCUUCACUCAAAGACUUGAUAGUCAUAUUAAGCAAAGAUUCGGGAAAGCGUUUCUUUCUGUGUUGGUUUUCUGGACAGCUUUUUUUUCUACGAUGGUUGAACACAGUAUCAUUGCAGAAGAGCCAAUGGUCUAUCCAGUCCCAGACUAUAUUCAUACAGUGGCCAACCAGUUGCUUCUGGGAAGCCCACAAGUAGGAUAUGCAGAAGCACCCUUUGACCUGUGUUCCCUCAGCAAGUGACAUACAGAGCCAUAUUGUCACCUCUAGUGGAGGUAAUAUAGGCAGCUUGACUUACAGAGACUGAUGGCCUCCUCCUUCAUGAAUUUGGCAAAUGCCCUUUUAAGCCAUCCGAGUUGGUGGACCAUCACUACAUCUUGUGGUAGUGAAUUCCAUAGUUUAUGCACUAUUUGAAGAAGUGUGUUGGUUUCCUGUUAGUGCAAAUAUGUAGAGACAUCUGAUGCUUCAUAGAGACUUCAACAAUUGAUCUGUAAUUGAUAUCUUCAUUUGUAUGGAUCAUGUAGACUGAUUUUUGAAAUGUUUCUAUGAAUGGAUUAUCUUGGUGAUGGAAAGAUUUUAUGCCCCAGUUUUCUCAGGAGACCUCCUUUUAAUUCCUCUACUCCACAGUGGAGUCAGGUGAGACUAUUUUGUCCGCAAGCUUUUAAUGUUGAGGUGUGUUUCUUACCAUACCCGAUUUGCUUUUAAAGCUUGAUUCAGUACCACUCAUUCAUCGCAAGGCCAAAUCUUACUCUAAACCAGCUCAUGUAGUGAGGCUCAAGUUCUAUUUAACAGUGCAAGAUGAAAUGAAAAUGCUGCCUCUUCCCUUUAUGUAACUUUCAUUACAUGGCAACAGCAGAUGAUUUAAUAAGAAUGCUCCUGGAAUAUAUGGGGUGCAGGGAGAUGGAGUUGCACAUGUGAACGCCUACUCCAGUGUACACCAAAAAUAACUGCACAGAGAAAGCCUGCAUGUCAAGUAGAAGAUUGGGCUAGAAUCUUUCUCCCUGGCAUCUAGUUUUCUGUGUGCUGAGUGUUCUUUUUAUAAGAACCCAUUUAACCAUGCUGUCCUCUACCCUGCAGUCUGAUGUGGUAUGGUUCUGAAACAGGUUUGGCUAUCUCAUAUGCUUUUAGUAUAACCAGGCCAUAGAAAUUGGCAGAAAUAGGGAUGUUGGGAAAAUCUGCAAUAAAUUCCAGUGGGUUUGGAUUUCUAUGAAUCCUACCCAUGGAUUUAGCAGCAGACCAACAUUUCCCAAGAUUCGCAGACCUUUUUUUAAACUUUCUGUAAUUAUACAUACAUUUAUCCAUAAAAAGUACCAAAAAUAAAAAAAGAUUAAAAAUGUGCUUUCCUCCUCUAGAAUAAAGCAUGGAAAUGCAUAUUUGGAGGUGGGGCAUUUGCGCAUUUUUGGAAGUGCAGACUUGUGCAAAUGCGUAUGAAGUUUUUUUUUCAAGUCUCAUUCCCUCAGCAAGCAGACAAUGGCGUAAAAUGCACCUGACAAUCCACACAACGGAAAUAGAACAGAACUAACCAAGUCUGUACAUCUCCAGCAAAAGCACCGCUGGUAGACAUUGCUUUCCAGAAGACUCCAAAGUUUGACAGGGCUCGAUUCCUAUUAAUAUGAAUGGUCAGAGGUCUCUUGAAGAACUUUGUUACUGGUUAAUAGCUUUCAUGUAUCAAGUAACAAGAACUUAAUCAUAUUUUGUGUGUUAAAUUCCGUUCUUCAUUCCUGAAAUUUAUUACACAGUGAAUGCUAAUACUCCAUUGUUUGGCUUAUUGUAAUGGUAAACGCUUACAGUGUACUUGCAGAGAAUAAUUUCAUGAUCUGUUUAUGCUAUAUAUUCCUUUUUGUUACAAUUUUUUUAAAAGAACUAUUUUUGUUAAUGUAAAGUUAAAUAUUUCAGAGCAGAAUUUUUAAACUUAAUUGCACUAAAUGCAGAUGUGGAUAAAGAAAGAGAAGUAAUGCCUCAAUGGUUGGAUCACUCCUUAAGAGAAACUUUUUGAAAAAGAGAGCUAUUGUUCUAGAUAAGCUUAGCUAAAUGGUUGCAAGAAUGGGUGUAGAAACACCUGAUAGAGUUGAAUGGCCACCAAUGUUUAUAUAAAUGGCUGCUUUGAUUCUGUGCUUCCUUUCCAAGGAUCAGAAAGUUUUUAAAAUGGCUGCUGAAGGAAACAUAGCAUUCUGUAAUUAACUGGUGGUCUUUGCUGUGUAACUAAAUGCUUCAGUUUCAUUUUUAUAAAUCAUCUGACAUCAUAACCUUUUCAGACUAACUGCAAUAAAAUUCAGGACAAAGAAGAAGAAUCCUUUCUCUAUCAGUCACAGAAACCAAUCAUGGAAGUACAUUUUAAGACUAACAAACUAGAUUAACCUCUGUUCCUGCUAACAUGUUGUCCCAACCUGCUUCACUUUACUAACCAUGAAUAAUGCCAUGAAGUUUUAUAUGUCUGUUGACAGGAAUCAAGUUUUGAAUGCAUGUGUGUUAGCAGGAACCAAGGCAUUAGUCUAGGCUUAAACUAGAGCACUGCUUUAAGUCUCUUUUGAUGUAUAUAUUACAUAUUACUGUAAGGAUAUUUAGGAGGAGAGUUAAGAGGAGCCUUAAUUUGUGGGAGGAAGUGCAAUGGCUCUGUCACGGCACUGGACUUUGGACACAGUUUCCUUAAGUCACCAGGGUUUGGCAACAACAGCAAAAGACACCUGGGCUCAGCAGGUUGAAAACCACAGAAGCUGUAUUCCUACACAAGCGAAUUGGAGGGUCCCUUAGGUGGUUCCUCUGAGGUCAUCAGAAAUCGUCACUCAAGAAGAGAGGCUUGGAUUUGGCUCACCUUUGACAUCAUCAAAAAAACUGCUUUGCCCAGUUCCACAGGCUUGUGUUCUGUGUUUGCUGGAUGCCCUGGGAAGAGAGAAGUUUGGUUUGAACUUGCAACUAGAAUUGUAAUCAGAAACAAAAAUUUUGUAUUUUUGUAUACCUUGAUUGUGCAGCAUUUUUAUAUACAGGUCUUGUUUUACAAAUAAAUUUGGUUUCUUAA
Molecule: messenger RNA, 6622 nt
Organism: Varanus komodoensis (Komodo dragon)
Lineage: Eukaryota; Metazoa; Chordata; Lepidosauria; Squamata; Varanidae
Gene: SLC44A1
Product: solute carrier family 44 member 1
Exons: 16
Coding region: 87-2054 (655 amino acids)
Biological process (GO): transmembrane transport; choline transport
Cellular component (GO): plasma membrane
Molecular function (GO): choline transmembrane transporter activity
Source: RefSeq, a predicted model, not a curated record